AUGAAACGUUGUCGUAGCCAGUCUCCAGAGGCUCCUAGGAAGCGGCAACACGUUGCGGACCCACCGCGCUCGGAAAUGAUGGCUUCAUGGCUCUCCCCUACAGAUUCACCGUCAAAUCCAUUCGGAAGGAGUCGAUCGUGGCAAAUGAUGCAAGACCUUCCACCACCGACCCCGUUCUCAAAACAUCUAACACUACGGUUUCAAUAUGUGCGGCGUGGCUCCCGGACUGAGCAGGACAAUGUCAUGCCAACGGAAGGUGUUUACCGUAUCGUCCAAGUCCCAAAAAAUUACACACUGGUCCAUCUUCGCAGUCUGGUCUGGUGGUUGUUUGGUGGCAUAUUUGGGAUCAGCCCCCCUGAACCACACGACUCGGCGCUCCAUAUCGACCCAUAUGCAGUGGAAGAUGACGAGGAAUCGCCGUACAAAUUCGAGUUAAAGAAGGCUAUAACAAUGUCGAGGCGACCAGGACAGAUAAAGAAAGGAACAACUUGGGCAAUUGCUUCAGGUCUACUGGAUCCAUAUCUAUAUGCUCCUGAUCAAACCGAAGACGAGGAGGCGGAGGCGGAAGGAGAACUAGCUGAUGACCGGCGUUGGAUGGCUGAAGAGGAUGUUACCCUAGCUCAUAUUUGGCCAAACGGCCUCGACGUGACCCGUGGUUUUGUCUACACCCAUAAUCCGUUUCUUCAAGUCCACAUUACCAUCAAUACCUUGUCUGUGCCAGCCCGCCAAGGUAAAGGUCGUGAUCCAUUCGUAUUCAUCGCCCUCGGAAACGCGUAUCUCGACCCACCUUUUGCUUCUCCAGAAACCGGACCGCCACCACUGAAUUAUCACUUCAAAUUCAACUCGGCAGAUAUCUGGAAUGUUUCUGACGCCUUUCGAGAUUUUUACAUCAAAAAUACGGUGUUACCUCUGAGUACCUACCAAGUCGAAGACGCCGUUCAACGCGAUGUGCCUGAAAUGACUUUUCUGUCAUCAAGUCCAGCACGCUCAUCCUCGCCAAUGGUGUCGACGCCAUUAUCAAGUCGACAAACACCAGAUCAUCACGACCCCUUCUCGAGUUCGCCUUCUUCGUUGAAUGCGACAUCUACCCCAGCACCAAGACCGGCUCAAAGGAAACGAAUUAUGCGUAUGCAACGGCAAAUUGGUGCACUCAGUCAAGUGGUGGUCUAUGAUGAUAGUGAUUGGGAGGAGGCCAUAGAGGCGAGCAAGAUGGGAGGUGAGACGGCAGGACGCGUUGGUUGCCCAGAUCAAAUGUUUUCUGGAAUCUGGUCACCACAACUCUGA
Molecule: messenger RNA, 1284 nt
Organism: Mycena indigotica
Lineage: Eukaryota; Fungi; Basidiomycota; Agaricomycetes; Agaricales; Mycenaceae
Product: Carbohydrate esterase family 9 protein
Exons: 2
Coding region: 1-1284 (427 amino acids)
Source: RefSeq, a predicted model, not a curated record